Messenger RNA from Zychaea mexicana, 345 nucleotides. RefSeq lists its product as uncharacterized. The annotation marks the transcript as partial. The transcript has a single exon. Lineage: Eukaryota; Fungi; Mucoromycota; Mucoromycetes; Mucorales; Lichtheimiaceae. The record is from RefSeq and is a predicted model, not a curated record.
CUCGUUGAACAGAACGCAUCGCUCAAGAAAGAAGUCGCGUUAGCCGAACGCAAGCUGAUUGCUCGUAAUGAGCGUAUCCAGAGCCUCGAAUCACUCUUGCAAGACGCUCAAGAAAAAUUGAUCACACAGAACCAAAAGUUCGAGGCCCAGCUGCAAGCUGUGCGUGAACGUCUUGAGCAUGCACGCUCGCAGCAAAAGUCGCAGAACUCGAUGGCUGCACUGACAUUUGGCCGUAUUGCUAAGCCCUUGCGUGGUGGAGGCACUGUUUCGGAGAACGGUGAAGCACCUAGCCCACGCGAUAAGCGUACCUCUUGGAUUUCUGGCCUUAUGAACUCGUCGCGAUAG